AUGCGUCGAGGAACUUCUUUCGUCCAGCGCGAGCGACUGACUGUUGCACUAUAUGACAGUCAUCGCCUGCCGGACUUCCCAUACACCCGAGCAUCUAGCUCCUUCUCUGCCGUUGUACAAUUGUAUGCCCAAUCAUCACAACUUGAUACCGCAGAAGUGCGGCAUCGGCGUUUUCGUGAUACGCCGCCCUGGUGUCAUUUCGGUUGUGACGCUUUUGAGAGCGUGCACCAUAUUUUUGCUCGCUGCCCGGCCUUCUUCGCUAUCCGUCGAGCGCAUAGCAUGCAACUCUGUGACGAGACCUCUUCAUUACUCGAGGGCGGGGUCGCCGAUCGUGUGCGAAAGGCUUUGGAAGGAGCGGCUCAGCGCGUAUUUUUUGACGACGCAGGGCUUUGGCCACAAUAUCAGACGCGUUUUUACGUGGGUGUGCUACCCACACUUGCGCGUAUUGUGGGCAACAUAAGUGAGACAGAAGUGGGUGUCUUACCCCCACAGUCUCAUGAUAUGGGCAAUAUUGCGUCUAGUUGA
Molecule: messenger RNA, 525 nt
Organism: Suillus fuscotomentosus
Lineage: Eukaryota; Fungi; Basidiomycota; Agaricomycetes; Boletales; Suillaceae
Exons: 1
Coding region: 1-525 (174 amino acids)
Source: RefSeq, a predicted model, not a curated record